CGUCUCCAGCCUCACCGUGUCCCCCGUACCAAGCCCCGAUCCCCCGGUCCCCAGCCUCCUAGUCCUCCCCCGUCGCCCAGCCUUGGUGCGCUCCGUGGUAGGUGGGAUCGGCUCUGCGGGGAAGUCUCUGGCAGAUCAAUGAAUUCGUUUUGAUGGCAGCAGAGUCAGCCAACUGAGCGGAGCGCCAAGCAGAGGGUAACGGGAGGAAGAGCGAUCAGCGGGGGGCGAGCAUCGGACGGGCACAGCCGGGGAAGGUGGGCGCUGUGUAUCCCGGGACUGGCCGCUCGCAGCUGGAGAGACCGGAGCGGACUUUGGGGAAACUUAGAUACAAAGUUACCUUCAUCGCUGCCGGAGGACGGGCACGGCCGGGGAUCCGACACCGGAACGGGGAUGAUUUUUCCAAGUAGCAGCAACCCUGUGAGAACCCCGUAUAGGAAGCAGCAACCCAUUGUGCCUGCUCACCCCAUGGCUCCUCCAAGCCCCAGCACAACCAGCAACCACAAUAGCAGCAGUAGCAGUAGCAGUUCUGGUUGGGAUCAGUUAAGCAAAACGAAUUUGUAUAUUCGAGGACUCCUUCCAAACACCACAGACCAGGACCUAGUGAAGCUAUGCCAACCAUAUGGCAAGAUUGUUUCCACAAAAGCUAUCUUGGAUAAAACCACAAACAAAUGUAAAGGUUAUGGAUUUGUAGACUUUGACAGCCCGGCAGCUGCUCAGAAAGCGGUCUCGGCUCUGAAGGCGACUGGAGUCCAAGCACAGAUGGCAAAGCAACAAGAACAAGAUCCAACAAACCUGUAUAUAUCAAACUUGCCAUUGUCCAUGGAUGAACAAGAGCUGGAAAAUAUGCUGAAGCCGUUUGGACAGGUGAUAUCGACAAGGAUACUGCGUGAUUCCAGUGGCACCAGUCGCGGAGUCGGAUUUGCAAGGAUGGAAUCAACAGAGAAAUGUGAAGCAGUGAUCAAUCAUUUUAAUGGAAAGUUUAUUAAAACUCUUCCUGGUGUUUCAGCCCCCACAGAAGCUCUACUGUGCAAGUUUGCCGAUGGAGGUCAAAAGAAGAGACAGACUCAGAACAAAUAUGUCCAGAAUGGAAGAGCUUGGCCGAGAGAGGGGGAGGUGAGACUUGCUGGAAUGACCUUGACCUAUGACCCCACUGCUGCUAUUCAAAAUGGGUAUGUCAGAAGGUUCUAUCCGCCAUAUAGCAUCGCCACAAACAGGAUGAUUACACAGACUUCCAUCACCCCUUAUAUCGCAUCUCCCGUCUCAACGUACCAGGUGCCAAGUCCAUCCUGGAUGCAGCCACAGCCCUACAUCAUGCAGCAUGCUGGGGCUGUCUUAACUCCCUCCAUGGACCAUACCAUGUCACUACAGCCUACAUCGAUGAUGAGCCCUCUGUCCCAGCAGAUGGGUCAUCUGUCAUUAAGCAGCAGUGGAACAUUGAAGGAUGAGGGACAGGAAGAGCCAACAGAGCCAUCCACGUUGUGGAUUUUGUAUAUGCCUGCCACAACAGCUAUGCAAGGAGCAUAUAUACCGCAGUACACACACGUCCAAACAGCUGCCGUCUCUGUGGAGGAACCCAACCAAAACCAACCAGUAGAGACAUCUAAUGAACAUUCUCCAUACACCUAUCAACAGAACAAGUAACUCUAAAAGAUGGAGCGAUGACCUUGAUUGGGGGAAAUGAGGUUCAGAUGCUUAAACAAUCAUGGAAUUUUCUGAACAAUCGUGCUUUAUGAAUUGACAGUUUUGCACAGGUUCUUGGGGGGAAAAAAAACAAAAAAAAAACAUUAUUUAUAACAAAAUCAACUCAAACUAUUUUUGCUAUAAGUUCUAUGAAGUGCAUAAAAAACCUUCAAUUCAUCUAGUGUCUGUUCCCCUGAACAGGUUUAUUUUAUUAUGGAAAUUUUUAUCAAGUAAUAUAACACAAAAAGAGACAGACUGCAGGUUUAUCUCUGGAUAUGCACAGGUGGCUAUUUGUAUGGGGAUAUGUGCAUAACAGACAAUUUUUGUGUUAUUUUUCUUUUUUUUUUUCUUUUUUUUAUGUUUUUUUGUUUUGUAUGGGACUUCCAUUGUUAAAUUUUUAAGGACUUGGGAUUUUAUUUUAUUUUUUUAUGUUUUUUGGGGUUUUUUUUCUUUUUUUUUUUCUUCUCUGAAGGUUCACCAUUUUAUUGCCCAGUGAAGAAAAUAAUUGCAAAAAUAAACAUCGCUGGUUUCUCAAUGUUCUAACAGAUUCCAACAAGAAGGCAUUUUAAUGCGAUGCCUCCGUGCUUGCAGUGUGAGUGUUGCUGUAGUGCAGUGUUGCAGUUGCUGUCCGUUUUUUCUGACUCCUUGUAAAAAAUUUCUUUUCAUAGCGUGAAGUGUCUUAUCUUUUUCCAAUGAAUUCCAAUUUGCCUUAAAAAAAAACUUUUAAUGCUGUAGCUUUUUUUUCCUCCACGCAAUUACUAGAAGAAAAGUGUAGAUUGCUUAGACCAAGUAAGCUGGUCGGUUUUGCCUUGUAAAACAGCAGCAUAGGGCUUUUAAAAGGUAGUUAAUAAAAUUGCUGAAAAUCUGGCUUUUUAAUGUGUAAUAGAUGUUUUUAAUUUUUUUUUUCACGUAAUGUGUAUGGUAGUGAAAAAAAAAUUUGUUGGGUGGGGCUGGGAAAAUGUUUUUUUGUGUGAAACACAUUUUCUCAUUGGGGGUGGGGGGGAUGUUUUAGUAAUGAGUUGUUUGUAAGGCCUUAUGCCAACAAUUUGCUCUGGUAGUCUAAGCGAUUUUAGAAAAUCUGCUGUAAGAUGCAAUGUAAAAAUGUUUUGCUUUCUAUUUUUUGUUUUGUUUUGUUUUUUCACAUUAACUUGAUGUUUUAGCGUAUGUAGAAUAUAGGAAUUGGGAUAGGGGAUUUGUCAGCGAAUGUUCUUGUUUUUUUUGUUUUUUGUUUUUUUUCCUCUGUUUUUGGUUGUUUCUUUAUACAAUUAAUGAUAGUACUUUAGUUGAUUGUGCUCAAACCUUGCAAACGAAAAGUGCUGUUACAGCAACAUGGCAAAAAGCUAAAGGACUUUAAAGAAAUAAGCUGAGAUAUAAGUGGAAUUGUCAGUACAUUGGGUACUCGCUCUCUAUUAGGUGAAAAAUAAUAAAAACAUAAGACUUGGCACUUUUAAAGGUAACUUUACCAAAGAACAAAGAGCCAGUAACCAAUCUUCCAGAUUAUUCUCAGCGUGAUUUUUUUUUCUGUUUUCUUUAUUUUUGCCGGACCAGUUUGCGGUUAGGAGAAUGUGCCUUUUUUUGUACAUUUGCAUUUUUUUUAAAUAGUUUUAGUAAAUGUAUGGACACAAUAUCAAAAGCAUGAAGGAAGACUUGGAUCCAAGCAGUGCCACACUUCACAUCAUCACUACAAGUAUUAAAUUGUAACGAAAAAAGAAAAAGAAAAAAAUAAAUAAAAACACCUUUUUUGAAA
Molecule: messenger RNA, 3427 nt
Organism: Rana temporaria (common frog)
Lineage: Eukaryota; Metazoa; Chordata; Amphibia; Anura; Ranidae
Gene: RBMS1
Product: RNA binding motif single stranded interacting protein 1
Exons: 15
Coding region: 391-1641 (416 amino acids)
Cellular component (GO): cytosol; nucleus; ribonucleoprotein complex
Molecular function (GO): poly(A) binding; mRNA 3'-UTR binding; poly(U) RNA binding
Source: RefSeq, a predicted model, not a curated record